AUGGUCCAUUUCAAACCGAGAUCUAUCCUUGUGAGUUUUCUUCUUUUAUUUUCUUCUUUAAGCAUUUUUUUAGAAAGGACUAAUUUUAAUUGCUUUGGCGGUGGUUUUCUAUAACCGUGAGGCUUUGGUGGCGAAAAAGAGGAGGAAUAUUUUCGUUCGAGUCGGAAAAGAACCUGAGAAACAAGCUCAUUUAUUUGAAAACCAGUGCAAGUUUGCCUGGCUGCAACCACAGGAGCCUGGAUAUUAUGUGAGUUUUUUUUGAUUUUUUUUGCGAAAUUAUGAACUCGAGACUUAUUUUAAUGGACAUGGUGCUGAUAAAAAUCUCAAAAAAGCUCAUAAUAUUUUCGAAGAGUUUUUUUUGUGAGUUUUCAGCUCUUAUUUAAUUUUUCGAAAUUUAUCUAGGUAGGCUUUGAAAAUAAAUUUCACGACUUGAAAAAAAUUGUCUGACUUGUCUGUGCCUUCUUUCCUCUCACCGAACAGCAGGUCAUAUCAAAAGGAAGCGAGAGAGAGAAGAGGGCACAGAUAGGUCAGAAUUUUUCAAGAUAUGACGAAUGAAAUCCAGUUUAUGUGUAAACGAAUGAAAUUCAGUUUAUGUGUUCUCUUGUUCCUGACAAAUUUUUAAAAAGUACCGAGAAGUUCCGAAAAAUGGAAAAAAAUAUCAUUCAGAAACACGUCAAGAAGGUCAUCGACAGCCCGGAAUGUCCCAAAAAGUACGACGACGUCAUCAUUCGGGACGGAGUUUCCGGAGAAUUCCGUUUCGGAAACGGCUCUACGGGAAAUGAGACAUGCCAAGUCCAAGUGAUAAAAGGUGCCCUUAGGCCGAGGGCCAGGAGUUUCAAGCUGGAAAAUGAAGAGACGGUAUUUUUCAAAAUUUUCUCAUGAAAAUAAAUGUUUUCUUAAGCUUGUUCCUACGGAAUCGCCGUUCUGGAUAAAUGCCGAUAAUUUUCUGAUCACUUGCAAUGAAGGAAAGAAAGAAGUCUUCAGAAGGCAAUACAUGGGCUUGAAAGACGAAAGGACUCCCAUGCUGAUUGUUCCAGGUUUCGUUCUGCAGUUUUUCUUUCUCAAAAGAUGGGAAAUAUCUGAAAAUUUUUAAAAAAGCCAAUUUUUACAAGAAAGGUUUUUAACUUAGCGGUUGUGAAUUUCCUGAAAAUUGGCCAGAACUCAUCUUGAUGUACAAUAUAAAGUACCGUGCAAUAAGAUAUACAAUUUCCCUUUUUUCGUCAUAACUUUUGCAGGAGUUGUCCAAUUUCUGUCAAACUUUCUACAGAUGUUUCCCGCAGAUCCAGUAUGUUAAAAAAAUCAGCUAGGUAGCUAAUUGUUGUAGUAAGUUACAGCUUGAAACCUGGAAUCAACGAAAUCUCCAAAUUGAUUAAUACACGAUAGGAAACAGUUAUUGAACUUAUUUUUAUAAUUUACUAAAGCUUUGAGCUCAUUCUACCAUUGAUUGCUUCACUGUAAAACUGUUACCCAGUAAAUAUCCUGAGAGUCCUAAAUUCCUAGUUUUUGAGAAACUUGAACCUCAAAGAGAGCCCUCAAAAUCCGUUUAAACAGUCUAUGAUGAGAAUUUAAACCCUGAAAUCAGGAAAUUGUGCAAAAUACCUUCACGUGGUACACCAAAAAGUGUUCUGGCCAUUUUUCAGCCUGAACAAAAUGAUCCUUGUAAAGCAUGACUUGAAUCGUUCAAGCUAAUGAUUUAUUUUUAAUCUCAAAUUAUUUAAGGAACCCAACCUGCGGCCUCGGCGGACAACGGCUUCCUCCACGGGGUGAUGUCGGUCAGCAUCUUGGUCCUGGAUUCCGUUUCAAGGUCUCAAUUCGCCCGCCACAUGCCGCUCUCCACUAAAAUCAUGGAAGAUCUCGGAUUCGUCACCAUGAACGCCUACAACAAGGUAAUUUUCAAUUUUCACAAAAAGCUUUGAGCUUUUUCAAAUUUGAAGCACGUGGAGAUCAAAAUGAUACCUUGAAAGCUACAGAAGCACAUACGUUUCACAAAAACAAUAAAUCUCUUCCAGUUUUGGUUUUUUUUGUUAAAAGCAGAAAUCGACUAAGGUAUUCACAUAGUUUUUCGCAAGAUACUGUAAAUAUAAAUAACAAAUUGAAACUGAGUAAGUCAAAAAAAAAUUAAAAAAUAAAAAUAUGAACGAAUGGACAGAACAGAUUUGGGGUCAAAGAAAGAGAAGAAUAAAUGGUUUUCUUUUGAAUAAGUUUUCAUUAACUUAGUUGAAGCCAGCGUCUGAACAGACGUCACAGAACUUCUUCGUCAUCUUUUUUGAACCGCUCGAGCGGUCCCGUAGUCGAUUAGCCUAGGUCCUAUUCUGAUUUAAAUUAUAAUCAGGGGACUGGCUCUAGUGACAUGUCCGUCCUUGUCUGUGUCAGCUGGUUUGGGCCGAGGCUGGGAUCGAACUUGUAAACCUGUGGGCCGUAGACAAGCACACAACCUGUUGCGCUACGGUACACCCCGAAAAGCAGAAAAUUUGAUUUUAUCAUUUUUGACACUGCUUUCUAGGUUCAAGCUCAAUAUUUUGAUAUCCAAAAGACUUGUACCUUGGGAAUUUAUGUUUGAAAGAAUCCAAUAAAUAAGAUCUUUCUAGGUCGGCGACAACAGCGCCGUCAACCUGAUCCCGAUCCUGGCCGGUCCAUUGAAAGAAGCCCGAAAACAGCCUCUCUUCGACUCUUCUGGAGACGUCAACGUCGCCAGAAUCAUGCCCUUCGACGCCUCCAUCGACCCGAGUGACGUCGACUGGAUCUGGAAGCAGAUGAGCGGCUGCGCCACGAUGCUCAACGACGACAUCAUGAACAUCGGAAGAGGGCUCUUUCAUUAUCCACCUCGGUAUUUCAAGCAAGGUUUAUCUUUUUUCACCUUUUUUGGGAGGAUCCUGGGUGUACUUUCACAAAAUUCGUUCUGUUCUCACUUUUUUUCUCAAGGUUCGACUAGGAAGUUGUCUCCUUUCACAAUAAAACUUCUGAUCAGAUUCACCAGAUUCCGUUUUUCACGCAGAUUCAGAAUCCGUGCUCGAAAACUAUCAAGAAAGCCUGUGAAGAAGUUUGAAAAUCUCAAAACAAAGAAAAUUUAUUUUCCUGAGCUAUUUCUGAAUAGAGCUGGCCUUGAUGGACACGAAAAUCGAAUUUUUUUUUUUUUUUGAUAAAAUUUUUGAGCCAAGGUAUACAUUUAUUCUGAAAUUCGUAGGACGUUCCAGAUUCUACAAAUUUUCAAAGAUUUUAUCGAAAAACUUGCGAGAUUCAAAAAUUCUCAAAAAUAAACUAAACUGAAAGAAUUGAUAAAAAAACCCUCCCCUUUUCAAAUCAAAAAAAGUCGUUACAGUUUUUUUUGUACGACACUCCGCCGAAACGCUUCGAAAAUCGGUUAAAAGUAUAUGAGGUUAAAGAGGAAGGUUUUCUCUAUUUUUCCUCCAGUUUUCUCCUUUUUUGGUUCAAUAUUGCCUUUCUACAAAAACAACGAACACGAAAUCGCGAAAAAGGGCGGGGCUUUGCAGUCUCUACCCUUAUCCCAAGAAUCUCCUAACAUUUUUUCUUGAUUUCCUGAGAUUUUCCAACUUUACAGGCUUCCGAGAGCCACCUGUGGACCACUACUACCGUCCAUACUACGUGAAUCUGUACAAAGAGAUGAAUAACCACUGGAAAAUGUGCCACGACGGCCGUUUUCUGUCGGAAGAGUUUCUGGACGCCUGGUUUCGGUUCGAAAAGAGAUUUUCCAAUGCCUGUCAUUUCGGCUUCACUUUCAUCGCUAGGUGAGUUCUUUCACCUUUUUUUCUGAAAUUUUAAAAAUCUACAGUGCCACUCACGAUAAUCCAAACGAUCUUCAACUGCUGGAUGAGCAGCUCUCCGAUCGGUUGACUAGGCUCAAGGUUUUCAUUUUUAUUUUAUAUUUAUCAUCGUUCUUAUAAUAUCAAAAACCUUUUUUUUCAAGGAGCUAGGAGCCUUUGAAAGAACAGCUUUCAUAAUUAUGGGCGAUCAUGGGCAACGCGUGAGCAAAUUGAGCAGACAUUCCAUGGCUGGAAAAAUUGGUACGCUUCUUUUUUCAAUUUUCCAAAUUUUUGAAUAUUUAGAGGAGCGAGCCCCGUUUCUCUCCAUCAUGAUGCCCGAAUCAUUCCGGAGAAAACAGCCGACAGAAUUUUUCAACCUUCAGCAGAAUUCUCAACGCUUUAUCUCGUUUGUUUUUAAAUGAGUCCGAAGUUUAUUUGAAAAUAUUUAAGAAACUUCGAUCUUCACGAAACUUUACAAUCGAUAAUAUCGAGAGACUACACGAGUACACCCUUCCAAACUAGAGGUUCGCUUAUAGUUCAUUUAUCCCGACUUAGACGAGAUGGGUAGAUUAGCAAAGGGGGACGCGUUGCGUAAGCGUCGCGGAUUUUUGGCGGGGAGCUCGAGGAAAAAAGCCAACUUCCAAUUUUCCUACUUUUUUGACAAUUUUUUAAUUACUUUUAGUUUUUUAUGUUUUUGAAAGGAUUCAGUUGAACGAAUCAAAGUUAAAAACGAUUUUACAAUUUUACCAUAAAUACGCUCGACCUUUUCCCGCCAAAAACCGCGUCGCGUACGCAACGCGUCACUCUGGCCAAUCUGUCCAAGUAACCUUUCAAGUCGAGAAGAAUGGACUAUUCCUAGUUUUUUCAAUUUUCUAACUAGCAAAUUUCAGGAAGAAGCUUGUUCCUGAGACACGACCCCGACCGAGAUUGCAUUCGAAAUAACGUUGUCAGCAAUUUUUGCCUCUGUAUGGUUGAUGCUUAUGAAGAUCUGAAAGGUUAGGAAGAAUACAUGAUGGAAAAUAUUAUUGUCAUUAUUUUUAGCGAAGCCAAAAAAGGAGCAACUGACGAUGACGUUGCAGGAAUACGUCAGAGAAGAAAAGCUUUGUCUAAUACCGGGAACAGUUGUAUGUUCUGAUGUGGUGAUGCAGCUUUCGAAAAUAUUCUUAUUUAUUAUUUUUUUAGAUAACAAGUUGGAUGCCGAAUCCACAAGUUCAAGUUUCAUCUCGGGCCAAGCUUUCUGUGGAAGAAUUGAAGAAAUUGAAUCGGAAACCUAUCGAGGUGAUUUUUUUGAGCAUUUUUUUAUUUGAAAAAGUUUAUUUUUUUCAAUAAUUAUUUACGAUUGAAUAAUGAAAGAGCUACCAUUAAAAAAAGUUCAAGUAGAAUUCUUCCGUUUUUCGAUCCAAACUUAAAUUUUAAAAGUCAAAAAAAAAAUGAAAUAGGUUAAAAAAAGUUGAGAAAUGAUCAAAAACCUGGUUUCAAUAGCUCCAAUUCUGAUUUCCAGUACGUCUACAUCGAAACCCAAUGCCGAAUGACGUCACAGAAAGAUGAUGACGUGCUUCUGGACGUCAGAUUCCGUUGGCAACAGCCCAAAUCCGAGCCCGUCAUCGUCUACCCGCCAAUGAUCACUUCCCAUGGAAACUGCUCUCAUUUUUCCUUCAUUCAGGAUUACUGUAACUGUUUAGGUUUUUGA
Molecule: messenger RNA, 5451 nt
Organism: Caenorhabditis auriculariae
Lineage: Eukaryota; Metazoa; Nematoda; Chromadorea; Rhabditida; Rhabditidae
Source: the annotation of a GenBank genome assembly